Penicillium canariense is the source of this 1200-nucleotide messenger RNA. Its product is annotated as purine-nucleoside phosphorylase. The transcript is spliced from 2 exons. Lineage: Eukaryota; Fungi; Ascomycota; Eurotiomycetes; Eurotiales; Aspergillaceae. Gene Ontology annotation, cellular component: endoplasmic reticulum. Gene Ontology annotation, biological process: transmembrane transport. The record is from RefSeq and is a predicted model, not a curated record. The coding region runs from base 1 to 1200 and encodes 399 amino acids.
AUGCCAUCCCUGCCGAGUCUGGUCGCCUCGCUAUUGCUGGCGGGCAGCACCUUCGGGGCGCAAGCCGCGGCGAAGGAGCCCUCCGCCCAUGGCCAUAAGAUGGCGCCCAAGGUGUUCAUCGUCUCCAUGUUUGAACCGGAAGGGCAAGCAUGGUGGAACAUCCCGGAAUUCAACCUGUUGGCACACAAUAUCACUAUCCCGGGUUUGUCGCCUCUCUAUCCGGAUGUGCACUGCACCGAGGACUAUGAGGUCUGCCACAUGAUCACCGGAGAAUCGGAAAUCAAUGCGGCCACCUCCGUCUCUGCAGUGGCCUUCUCGCCGCUGUUCGACCUCACGCGAACCUAUUUCUUCGUGGCAGGAAUCGCGGGCGUGAACCCCAAGCGAGCCACCACUGGCUCGGCCAUGUUUGCUCGCUAUGCGGUCCAGGUGGCCUUGCAGUAUGAAAUUGACAUCCGCGAGCUCCCCCAGACCUAUUCGACCGGCUACAUUCCCCUCGGCUCGGACUUUCCGGACCAGUACCCGACCAGCAUCUACGGGACCGAGGUCUUCGAGCUCAACGCGGACCUGCGCAGUAUCGCGGCGGACUUUGCCCGCCACGCCCGGUUUUCUGACUCGGCCGCUGCCCAAGUCUACCGGGCGCACUAUGCCAAUUCGAGUGAGUACCAUGCUGCGACUUUGGCCCCCGGGGUGGUCGAGUGUGACGUCGCGACCUCGGACGUCUACUAUAGCGGCAGCAUUUUGGGAACUGCCUUCGAGAACACGACCACACUGUUCACCAAUGGCACGGGUGACUACUGCUCCACGGCGCAGGAAGACAAUGCCACCCUGGAAGUGCUCGUCCGUUCCUCUUCUCACAAGCUGACCGACUUUGCUCGGAUCAUUGUCAUGCGCACUGCCUCUGACUUCGACCGUCCGUACCCCGGAUCCUCCGCGACGUACAAUCUACUGUAUUCGGACCAGGGUGGAUUUGAGCCCGCGUUGGAGAAUAUCUACCGGGCCGGCAUCCAGGUGGUCCAAGGCAUCCUGCGUGGCUGGGACGCGACUUUCGCCAAGGGUAUCAAGCCGCGCAACUACAUUGGUGACAUCUUCGGUACUUUGGGUGGCGAGCCGGACUUUGGGCCGGGAUCCGCUCAGGCACUGGUCGACAGCGGUGCAUUCAAGAAGAGAAGCGUGAACGACCGCCUCCGACGACGCGGCUGA